AUGCUGGCCCUAGAGCCGAUCAGUCGCAAGCUUACCGUCAAUAUCGAGGAGGAUACACCCAGUGUUCGGCCCGUUGUUAAAGGUGCCAUGAAAGAAGCUGCCUACACAUUAACGAGUGCAUACGCUUCCAACGAAGUUCUUGGAUGGUGUGCGCGCGGAUUAGAGCAGCCCAAACACGAUGAAUUCCUAUACAUUCUAUUCAAAAACAUCAUCCAUGCCGCCACGCUUGCCAGUCGAGACUUUGUCAUUCAAGUUGAAGGAUGUGCCGGUGUGUUGAUCUGGUCUCUCCAAGGCAGCAUCAAUACUUGGGUCCCUUCUUGCCUGGCCAGUAUGUUUAAGCUAGCGCGGCUUACCGGAUGGACCUCGGCGUUGAGGACAUACAUGAAGUUCCAGCCUUCGUGCGAUAAGGCGCGGCGCAAAGUGAUGAGUUGCGAUCAUUAUCUGGCGAUCAACUAUCUUGGCGUUCUGCCUCACGAACGGCGUAAAGGGUUUGGUCGAGCCUUGCUGCAACAUGUCCUGGUUAAGGCGGACGAAGCACAUUAUCCGGUCUAUGUCGAGAUCACCGAUGCUGGGGCCGUUGCCUUCUUUGCUAAAUUUGGAUUUACGAUCCGCGGCAAGGUGGAUUCCAAUAGCAUGCCAGUGAUCUUGAUGGUUCGCGACCCAGUUAUCCGCAGCGACCGCCCUGUAUCGCUUCAAAUUGGCCCUGGACGACGGCGCUCAUUUACUUGA
Molecule: messenger RNA, 729 nt
Organism: Zychaea mexicana
Lineage: Eukaryota; Fungi; Mucoromycota; Mucoromycetes; Mucorales; Lichtheimiaceae
Exons: 2
Coding region: 1-729 (242 amino acids)
Molecular function (GO): acyltransferase activity, transferring groups other than amino-acyl groups
Source: RefSeq, a predicted model, not a curated record